Messenger RNA from Annulohypoxylon truncatum, 2093 nucleotides. RefSeq names its product CoA-transferase family III. Gene Ontology annotation, molecular function: catalytic activity. The transcript has 2 exons. Lineage: Eukaryota; Fungi; Ascomycota; Sordariomycetes; Xylariales; Hypoxylaceae. Bases 351 to 2009 code for a protein of 552 amino acids. The record is from RefSeq and is a predicted model, not a curated record.
UGACGUACGUACGUAGUUUCACUUGUAAACACUAGGUAUUGAACCGUCGCGAAUCUACCGGCUCAUAGUUGCCUACUGCCAUCCACAGCCGCGGAUAAAAUCCGACUCGGCGGUUUCGUUGUGCCUCUUCCCCGCAGGAUGUUGGGGAUCUGGAUGCAUUCUUUCCCUGGUCACAUGCAGGGUAUAUAGGCGAAUAUACGUGUCUGACUUCUCAUCCAUGGACCUAACAUAAGCCCGCCUCUCGCUUGCAAGUGUACGCGCAUACGUGCGAAGCCAUACUGAACUCACUGUACUCGCGACAGCAAGUGGUGUACAUAUAGCUGAGAAGGUCCGAGGAAACGGGACAAACGAUGGCAAAAGACAACUACACGAUACAAGCGGAAGCUUCACGGAUCCUUAACUCAGUCCUACUCACAGAUUCGCGGCUACAAAUCCCCGAGUCCGUCAAGACUGCAGCUCAACGCACCUCCUUCGAUCCUUCGGCUCUCACCACUCCCUUUCUACCUGCUCCCAUAAAGUGUAGCGAGUCGAGCACCGCUCUGUGGGCACUCUUGGCCACCUUCGGGAACACGAUAUGUGCUGAUCGGUACGGCUUGACUGAUCAGAAUGUCGUGGUUAACAGCGAUGUCGCUUCUAUCUUCCUCAUCUCAUUCUGGUUGAUGCGGGUCGGCGGGAAACCCAUAUCCGACCCGGAGCUGGGAAAGCGGUACUCUAUUUACGAUACCACAAACCAAUUUACGUUCUGGCGCCGGCUGGCGACGAACUUAUACCCGACGCGCGACGGGCGCUGGUUUCAUCUCCACGGGGGACUAAAUUCCGAUCGGAGUCUGCGGAUGCUCGGGCUGCCGACGCAAAGGGACGUCGCCGACGAGAUGGAGGCUAUCGAGGGGCUUUCCGAGGGGGUGCGGCAGUUCGACGCGGAAUGGCUGGAUGUUGAAGCCAACGAAUACUGGAGACAAGCAGGAGGAAUUUGUUUUACGCCCGAAGAGUACCGCGAGACAGAACAAGGCAAGGCGGUAGCCGACGACGCCCUAUAUUUACUAGAGGAGUUCCACGACGAGAGACUACCACCGGUACCAUGGCCCCAGAUUGACACUAAGACGUAUAGUCCUCUGGAGGGUAUCAAAAUCGUCGAUCUCACACGAGCAAUUGCCGGCCCAACGAUCGCGAAGCUCGCGGCCUUGUUCGGCGCCACAGUGAUCAGGGUAUCGAACAUGAAACUACCAGAUCUAGGUAUUGUUCUCUUCGAAAGUAACAUGGGCAAGCGGGACGCGCACAUCGACCUGAAAAGCGAGGAAGGGCGAAAGGCGCUACUGCACUUAAUAGAAGACGCCGACGUCGUGCUCGAUGGGUACCGUCCCGGGGCCCUGGAAAAGCUCGGAUUCGGCCCGACAUACGUGCACGAGGUGGCCAAGAGACGAGGUAAGGGUAUCGUGUACGCACGCGAGGACUGCUACGGCUGGAAGGGACCGUGGAAGCAUCGUAGCGGCUGGCAGCAGGUCAGCGACGCGGUGACGGGGGUGGCGUGGCUAUUCGCUCGGAUGUGGAACGUAGACGAGCCGGUGAUGCCGUUCUUACCCAACUCCGACUUCCAAACCGGGAUCGUAGGUUGCAUAGGCGUCAUGAACGCGCUGGACAAGCGAGCGAAGAAGGGCGGUAAUUAUCUCGUGUCGAUGUCGCUAAAUCAACUCAACAGCUUUUUGAUAUCUCUCGGGACGCAGAGCCCGGAAGUGCAGCAGUCGUUGCGCGAGAUGUGGCCGAAUAUGAAAAUGCGGCAUUACGACGAUCUACACAGACAAAUAAGAACAUUUUUGAGUGACAUGCCAAAAGUAACGCCGCAGUUGUUCAAUCCCGAAUACUUUACCACCAUCGAGGUUAACCUUGGCGUACCCAACGAGAAGAUGGAGUUUGUCGGACCUGCAGCUAAGUACGACACGACGAAGUUAGGAUACGAUUGUGGAAGUUGCUUAAGGGGGGCAUAUGAGGCGAAGUGGCCGGGUAAAAAAUAGAACGGGUUUAGUUAGGCUAUCAUCAUCAUCAGCAUUCGACAUUAUAGAUAUAAAAUAGUAGGUAGUUGUGGGUAUCAAUUCAUG